Messenger RNA from Cladophialophora yegresii CBS 114405, 1674 nucleotides. RefSeq lists its product as uncharacterized. Gene Ontology annotation, molecular function: protein binding. The record is from RefSeq and is a predicted model, not a curated record. The coding region runs from base 1 to 1674 and encodes 557 amino acids. Gene Ontology annotation, cellular component: small-subunit processome; nucleolus; 90S preribosome. The transcript has a single exon. Lineage: Eukaryota; Fungi; Ascomycota; Eurotiomycetes; Chaetothyriales; Herpotrichiellaceae. Gene Ontology annotation, biological process: maturation of SSU-rRNA from tricistronic rRNA transcript (SSU-rRNA, 5.8S rRNA, LSU-rRNA).
AUGGAGACUCUCGUCGAAAACAGCGGCGGCCAGCUCACGAUCCGCAACAUCCAGCCGCCCACGAAACGAAAACCCACGCACCUAACCCAGGAAGACAAAGAGAACCAGAAACGCAUCGCCGAAGCACGUAGGAAAUACGGGCGAGGCCGCCCCGUCCGCAUCAAUGAAGCCAAAGACAAGAAACUGCGCGCAAAUCUCAAGCGCAUCGAGACCAAAUACCGAGACGCAGUGUUGAAUGCAAAAGAUGCGGAGAUUCUCUACGAGAACGAGGAAGGUUUUUUGCAGCCCGAAGAUGAGCUGGAGAGGACAUACAAAGUGCGGCAGGAUGAUAUACUAGACGCGGUCGGGAUUCAGCAGGCAAACAAGUCGGUCGAGUUCAAAUUGGACCUAGGGCCCUAUGUUUCGGAUUACACGAGGAAUGGGCGCAGUUUGCUGCUCGCGGGGAGGAAGGGCCAUAUCGCUACAUGCGAAUGGCGAGCCGGGAAGCCCGGCUGUGAGUUACAUCUGAACGAAACGGUGAGGGACGCGAAAUGGUUGCACAACGACCAGUUCUUCGCCGUGGCGCAAAAGAAACAUACCUACAUUUACGAUCAGGCCGGAGUGGAAAUCCACUGCUUGCGAAAAUACGUCGAGACGACGCACCUCGAGUUCCUACCCUACCACUUUCUCCUCGCCGGUAUCGAAAACAGCGGGUUUCUGAGGUACACGGACACGUCGACCGGGAAGAUUGUGGCAGAGUAUUCGACCCGCAAAGGAUCACCCACUUCGCUGGCGCAGAAUCCCUACAAUGCCAUCCUCCACGUGGGCCACCAGAACGGCACAGUCUCGCUCUGGUCUCCGAAUUCCACGGAUGCGUUGAUCAAGAUGCAGUCCAACUCCGGGCCGGUUCGAUCGAUCGCGGUUGACCGAUCGGGCCACUACAUGCUCUGCGGCGGCCAAGACCUGCGCCUCAAGCUGUGGGACAUCCGUGCCCUGAAAGAGGUCCAUUCUUACACGACCCGCCAACCCGCUUCAUCAAUUGACAUUUCCGACAGGGGCCUCGCGGCCGUAGCGACUGGCACUGGCGUGACCAUUUGGAAAGACUUGUUCACAGCGAUCCCGUCCCACGAACCUGAAAAGGUUCAAUCGCCCUACCUGAACUGGGGGAACGACGGCCAACGUGUCGAGCGUGUGCGCUUCUGCCCCUUUGACGAUAUCCUCGGCAUCUCCCACGCCGGAGGGUUCAACAGCAUCAUCGUCCCCGGCGCGGGAGAACCAAACUACGACGCCCUCGAAGUCAACCCCUACGAGACGCGUAAACAGAGGCAAGAGGCAGAAGUCAAAUCGCUGCUUACGAAACUCCAGCCCGAAACCAUCGCUUUGGAUCCUACUUUCAUUGGCACGCUCGACACGCGCAGUGCGGAGCAAAGAAGGCGUGAAAAGGAUCUGGAUACCCCGGCGGAAGACCCUCUCGCGAAACUACGGGAGAAGGAGAAGCACCGUGCGAGGGGCAAGAAUAGUGCGUUGAGGAAGUAUCUGCGCAAGAAGGGCGGCAAGAACAUAAUCGACGAGAAGAGGAUGAGGUUGGAGGAUAUGAGGAAGGAGAGGGCCGAGAAGGACAAGGAGCGCCUGAAGCGGGAUAGAGUCGAAUUGGGACCUGCCCUCAGCCGGUUUGCCAGUGUGAAGCGGCUGUAG